GUGCCGGGAGCCCGGGCAGCAGCGCGCUGGGCCAGGGUGGCGGUGACCCUGGGGACCCGGGAAGCAGGAGAAGGAGCCGGAGCCCUACCGGGAUGAGAAGGUGACGCCGCCGGGGGGCGCCACUCGCUUUGUGGGGGAAGAUGCUCGCCUACUGCGUGCAAGAUGCCACCGUGGUGGACGUGGAGAAGCGGAGGAACCCUUCCAAGCAUUAUGUAUACAUCAUCAACGUGACCUGGUCGGACUCCACGUCCCAGACCAUCUACCGGAGGUACAGCAAGUUUUUUGACCUGCAGAUGCAGCUUUUGGAUAAGUUUCCCAUCGAAGGUGGCCAAAAGGACCCCAAGCAGAGAAUCAUCCCCUUCCUUCCAGGCAAGAUCCUCUUCCGGAGAAGCCACAUCCGGGAUGUAGCUGUGAAAAGGCUGAAGCCCAUCGACGAGUACUGCCGGGCACUCGUCCGGCUGCCUCCCCACAUUUCCCAGUGUGAUGAAGUCUUCCGGUUCUUUGAGGCCAGACCAGAGGAUGUCAACCCUCCGAAAGAGGACUAUGGCAGUUCCAAAAGGAAAUCAGUGUGGCUCUCCAGCUGGGCUGAGUCUCCCAAGAAGGACGUGACAGGUGCCGACGCCAACGCCGAGCCCAUGAUCCUGGAGCAGUACGUGGUGGUGUCCAACUAUAAGAAGCAGGAGAACUCGGAGCUGAGCCUCCAGGCCGGGGAGGUGGUGGAUGUCAUCGAGAAGAACGAAAGCGGCUGGUGGUUUGUGAGCACUUCUGAGGAGCAGGGCUGGGUCCCUGCCACCUACCUGGAGGCCCAAAAUGGUACUCGGGACGACUCAGACAUCAACACCUCCAAGACGGGGGAAGUGUCCAAGAGACGCAAGGCCCAUCUGCGGCGCCUGGAUCGCCGGUGGACCCUGGGCGGGAUGGUCAACAGGCAGCACAGCCGAGAGGAGAAGUAUGUCACUGUGCAGCCUUACACCAGCCAAAGCAAGGAUGAGAUUGGCUUCGAGAAGGGUGUCACUGUGGAGGUGAUCCGGAAGAAUUUGGAGGGCUGGUGGUACAUCAGAUACCUGGGCAAAGAGGGCUGGGCGCCAGCAUCUUACCUGAAGAAAGCCAAGGAUGACCUGCCAGCGCGAAAGAAGAAUCUGGCAGGCCCAGUGGAAAUCAUUGGAAACAUCAUGGAGAUAAGCAACCUGCUGAACAAGAAGACAUCGGGGGACAAGGAGACUCCACCAGCCGAAGGCGAGGGCCCUGAGGCCCCCAUCACCAAGAAGGAGAUCAGCCUGCCCAUCCUCUGCAACGCCUCCAAUGGCAGCGCCCUGGGAGUGCCUGAGAGGACCGUCUCCAAGCUGGCCCAGGGCUCCCCAGCUGUGGCCAGGAUUGCUCCUCAGAGGGCCCAGAUCAGCUCCCCAAACCUAAGGACAAGGCCUCCACCUCGCAGAGAAUCCAGCCUGGGGUUCCAGCUGCCGAAGCCACCAGAGCCCCCUUCUGUUGAGGUGGAGUACUACACCAUAGCCGAAUUCCAGUCGUGCAUUUCUGACGGGAUCAGCUUCCGGGGUGGACAAAAGGCAGAGGUCAUCGACAAGAACUCAGGCGGCUGGUGGUACGUGCAGAUCGGUGAGAAGGAGGGCUGGGCCCCUGCGUCAUACAUCGAUAAGCGCAAGAAGCCCAACCUGAGCCGCCGUACAAGCACACUGACCCGGCCCAAGGUACCCCCACCGGCACCCCCCAGCAAGCCCAAGGAGGCCGAGGAGGCUCCAGCGAGCACUAACGAGAGCCAGGACUCCCCGCUAAAGCUCAAGUACGAGGAGCCUGAGUAUGACAUCCCUGCCUUUGGCUUCGACUCAGAGCCAGAGCUGAGCGAGGAGCCCACAGAGGACAGUGGCUCGGGGGACAGGCGGCCUGCCCAGCCCCACAGGCCCUCGCCCGCCUCCUCACUGCAGCGGGCCCGCUUCAGGGUGGGUGGGUCUUCAGAGGAUGUGGCCCUGGAAGAGGAGACCAUCUAUGAGAACGAGGGCUUCCGGCCGUGUGCAGAGGACGCCCUGUCAGUCAGACGCUCCUCCCGGGACAGUGACUCCCCAGGGAGCUCCCCGCUGUCCCUUGCCAGGAAAAACUCUCCAAAAUCGGGCUCCCCCAAAUCAUCGUCACUCCUAAAGCUCAAGGCAGAGAAGAACGCCCAGGCAGAAUUGGGGAAGAACCACUCCUCAGCCUCCUUUUCCUCAUCCAUCACCAUCAACACCACCUGCUCCUCUUCGUCCUCCUCCUCCUCCUUGUCCAAGAACAGUGGUGACCUGAAGCCCCGUUCUGCCUCGGACGCAGGCAUCCGCGGCACUCCCAAGGUCGGGGCAAAGAAGGACGCUGACCUGAAGGCUGGGCUGACCUCCUGUGCCCGGGCCAAGCCGUCGGUCCGGCCCAAGCCGUUCCUGAACCGGGCAGAGUCCCAGAGUCAAGAGAAGAUGGACAUCAGCACUUUACGGCGCCAGCUGAGACCCACAGGCCAACUCCGGGGCGGUCUCAAGGGCUCAAAGAGCGAGGAUUCAGAGCUGCCCCCUCAGACAGCCUUUGAGGGUCCGAAUGAGGGGUCUAGGAGAAGCUCAGCCGACCUCAUCACCCUCCCUGCCACCACACCCACCAAGAAAGGACGGGAAGGGCAGGCCACCUCCUACACGACAUGUAGCGCCUACCAGAAGGUCCAGGACUCAGAGAUCAGCUUCCCCGCCGGCGUGGAGGUACAGGUGCUUGAGAAGCUGGAAAGCGGCUGGUGGUACGUGAGGUUUGGAGAGCUGGAGGGCUGGGCCCCCUCCCACUAUUUGGUGCUCGGCGAGAACGAGCAACCUGACCUGUCUGGCAAGGAGCCAGACGCAGUAACCACCAAGAACAAGCAGAACGAGGGCAAAUCAGACAGCCUGGAAAAGAUUGAGAAGCGAGUCCAAGCACUGAACACUGUCAACCAGAACAAGAGGGCCACGCCGCCCAUCCCCUCCAAGCCUCCUGGGGGCUUCAGUAAGACCUCAGGUGCUGGGGUGGUGAAGAUGAGGAAUGGCGUGCGGCAGGUGGCGGUGAGGCCCCAGUCCGUGUUUGUGUCCCCGCCACCCAAGGACAACAACCUGUCGUGCGCCCUGCGGAGGAACGAGUCGCUCACGGCCACUGAUGGCCUCCGAGGUGUCCGCCGGAACUCCUCCUUCAGCACUGCCCGCUCAGCUGCUGCAGAGGCCAAGGGCCGCCUGGCCGAACGGGCCACCAGCCAGGGCUCAGAUGCACCUCUGCUGCCCGCCCAGCGCAACAGCAUCCCCGUGUCCCCUGUGCGUCCCAAGCCCAUCGAGAAGUCCCAGUUCAUCCACAACAACCUCAAAGAUGUAUAUGUCUCGAUUGCAGACUACGAGGGGGAUGAGGAGACAGCAGGCUUCCAGGAGGGCGUGUCCAUGGAGGUCCUGGAGAGGAACCCCAAUGGCUGGUGGUACUGCCAGAUCCUGGAUGGGGUGAAGCCCUUCAAAGGCUGGGUGCCCUCCAACUACCUGGAGAAAAAGAACUAACGGGGCAUGGUCCUCCCAGACUCAGUGUGGAUGAGCAGUGAGGUGAAGACAAAAGGGAAAGGGAAAUGGGAGGGGGUGGGGGGAGGACAGCAUUAAACCCUGCAGAAUGUGUGACCUCAAAGAUGCCCCCCUCCAGGCUGUCCCUCAGCUGGAAGGUAGGGCCUGGUGGGCCCACAUUGAGCAGGGAUGGGAAUGGGCAGGGGAGCCAUGGGCCUGAGAUCAGCGGUGAGAAAGCUGAACCCCAUGUGUGCACCUUGGUGACUUUGCUGAUGGACUUGGCACCAUUUGGGACAGGCCACCUGGGAAACCCCAAUGGUGCCUUGGCUGCAAGUCUGGAAAAGAUGUGAUUGUAGGGGCCUCCUCUGCCCUUUCCCUGCCCAGCCCAGUUUCAGUUGCUGGCAUCUUACCAGUGGAGGUAGCCCUUAGAUUGUCCUAAUCUGUAUUUGUGGAUGGUGCUGGUUUCCCAGGGAUUGCCACCACCCACCACAGCUGGGUGUGGUAGAAGAUGCCACCAGCUCUGGGGCUUCGAGGCAUCUCCCGUGAGCUCAGCCUGUCCGUGGACCAGCCCGCUGUCAGUGUCUGUUAGUUGAAGAAAAAGUAGUUGCUCAAGUGCGAGCAAGGACCACCUUUCUUAGCUGCCACUGCCCCUGGCCUUGAGGAGAAAGCCCGUGCUGCCCGCAGGACCACCAGCCCAGAGUUUACAGAGAGGGUGGGCGAAGCUGUGGGUCUCCUCACAGUCUGCACAGACUUUAUUUUGGAUAUUUCUGGGUGGGCGGUUCCUUUGCAUGUUUUGGGAGAGGUUUAUUGGUUUGGGGCUUCUCUGUUGGGCCUUGGGUUUUGGUCUUAUUUUAGGGGUUGUUUGGGGGCCUAAAGGCGGUCAGCCUUACAGGAGCAGGAUGGAUGGGUAGUGGACGGGGCUUUUCUGUCCUCUGCUCGUGGGGAGGUGGUUUCGUCUGUGUUUCACAUUCUUCCCCUUCACAAGCCAAAGUCGCUUUAUUUGGUUUCCACUGUGUGGACAGUACCUGAGCACAGCGCUUGCUGGAGGGCUCGGGGGCGGGGGAGCCCCAGGUCCCAGACCCGGCAAAGCAGAGACAAUGCUCAUCUGGUUCUUGCCCAACCUCAGUGGGGCAGGACCCUCCCCAGGAGGGAGGAGAGAAGGCAGUUCCCAGGCUGCUGGGUGGGGGCCAUCCCGUGUGCAUUCUCCCGCCUGGGCAGGACCAGAAGCCUUACGUGUGUACUACAGAGAAGCAGCCAUAGCCCCACCCUGGGCUGAGGAGACCCCGGCUGGACAAACACCACCAGCCGCCCGCUGGGCUGCAAGCAAUGACAUAGGUGCCCAAGAAGAUGGGGCAUCCCCAGGCCAGGAGCUAAUCUGGUCUUCCUGAGGGGCAGUGCCGCCACGAAGAGAGGAGCGAGAAUAAAGUCCCUGUCAGCUUUGGGCUGUGUCUUUGAAUCGUUGACGUUUCAGAGGGGACCCUCCAGAAGCUGAAGCGGCUUCCCCAAGGACUCACCCUUUGCUGGGAGUGGAUUUCCACACGUGCCUUUGAUUUCGGACAGAUCGGGCUUCACAGCCACCGAUUCAGCUGUCAGAAUCCUGGACUGAGGGUUGGUGUUUUCUACCAAGGAGGAAAGGCCUCCCCACCCCCAUCCCACCCUGCCCCCUACCCGGGCAGUAUAUGCUGCCUGAAGAUCAGCACGGGAGCCAGCAUCUCAUGCUGCAGUAUCCCCCUCCCCCCCGCCCCUGCGGCCUUGCCUGGGUGUCGCCCCCAGCCCUCCUCCCUCGCCGUACACUGAUGUCUGGCAGCUAUCACAGACUGCGCGUGUUCUUUGUUGAAGGGCUGUGGUGAGAUUUUGUUUCCUUUUGUGUUUUUUUUUGUAAGUUUGUUUAAAAUUGAAAUUAGUUAUUUUCUUCUGCUGGACAGUAUUAAAUAGAGCAGGAUGGUGAGUUACUCUGCUAGAUUGCAGUACUAAUGGUAGUGGAUUAGUGUCUUCAUAUUAAUGUUAUUUGGACUUAUUUGAACAAUAAUGAUAAAGAAGUGGUUCAUUAUUUUUUAAUUAAUGCACUUUAAUAAGGUGGAAUGGAAAGAAACCCAGAGAGCAAAGUGCAUUACUUAAAGAUGCAGUAUAUACUUUUCUCAUUUUUAAGCAGCACAUAUUUAUUAAAAGAAAAAAAAGUAAUUUAUGAUUAUUUAAAAUAAAAUUUAAAAGUAGAGUGACUGUCAGGUUAAAGGACCUUCCACAUAGCUAUCUUCCAGGGGGAGGGCCCCAGGGGCCUCACUCCUCAAUUGUCUGCACUGAGCCAGUUCAAUCAGCAACGUGCCAGCCCGGCCAGCAAGGAGUGCAGGACGCAUCUGCCAAGCACAGAGCAUCUCAGUUGGACUGGACCACAGUGCUCCCCAGAGCCUGCCUUUCCCUGCCCUUCCUCACUGUCUGCACUGCCCCCUGGGCUCUCCACCACCCGCGAGCCCCACGUUCUCCCAGCCCCUUAAGGACCCUCCCUCCUUGAUCCCAGAGCUCUAAGUGAUAGUCAUUAAAAGUGACCUCAAAGGUCGCUCCGUCCCAUCCCCUCCUGUUCUGCAGCCCAAGGACGGGAAAUGACUCCAAAAAUCACACAGCUGGUUAACGGCAGACCUCCCCACUGCGUCAGUCCUUGCGCUCCUCCCCAACCCCGUUAUAGUUUAUUGUGUGGUCAUCAUGUUUACAUUGUGACAUCCAGCCCUAAGGAUGGCUGGGAGUUGCUCAGGCAUCCAGGAAAAGUGGAGAAUGCUGCCACCUGGUGACAGCAGGUAGAUUUGGGCAGUGAACAGGGAUUGCCAUGCCUCAUCUUCGCCCCUCGCCCCUCACCAUCACCCCUAACUCACAGCACAGCACAAACCCUGCAAACCCAAAGAGAAUAUUAAUACUUGAAGCAAGAAGGGUGCAUGCCAGUCCCUCUCAGACACGGCCAGGGGGUGCCAGGCCUUGUGCCCCUGGACUCCUAGCCCUACCCAGGGCCAGAGGGCUUUUCCCUAGAGCUACUGAGCUGCUUUGUGAUGUUGGAGGGUACUGCCGGCAGCAGGUGGAGGAGGGAGGGGCCUGAGGCUCUGACCCAUCUGGAGGAAAACCAGAUUGGACUAAAAAAGGAAAAAGAAAAAUGAAAUCUCAGCAGUGUCCAAACCUAGUUUUCCAUUAGUCGCGAUUGAAAAUGUGAAUUGACAUUGUAUUGCUGUAUACUGCAACUUUAAUCAUAAUGAGCCCUUCUGAGGUCAUUAUUGAGGUUUAUAUAAUGCCCGAAGAUGCAUCAUUUGGUGCUUUUUCUUUCAGUUGAAAGACUUUUUUCUUUUAUUACGAGGGAAAAAAAUGUCUUCAUCUCUCUCCCACUUGGUAACAGCAGGCCUGGCCAGGCUCCCUGGCCCCACCAUGCUGUUCCCAUUAGGCCGAGGGAUCCUGGAGGCAGCAAGGAGUUGGAAGGGGCACCCCUGAACAGCAGGUGUGCCAUCUGCCCCUGGCUGUGGCUGGGCCCUGCCUUGCCAGGCCUCAGCCCCAUCCACCCCCAGCCUGGCCUCACGGGCUUCUCUUUCUUCCUCUUCGAUUCUCCAUCUUGACGACGGCAUUAUAUAGAAUUGUUUUAAUCACAUUCAGAUGUUAGAGCAGCAUAUUUUACUGGCAUUUAUAUCCAUUGCUUUCCUCAGCAAGGCAUGUUACUACUUUAUCAUCUAAGGAAGAAAGACGAGGGAACUUUGGUCAAGCGUUAUUCUCAUGUCACUAGUAUUUGCAGAGUAGCGUAGGAUCUUGGUUUGGUAGUUCAUUUUGUUUUUAAGGAAAAAAAAAAAGUACCCCUACUUUUCCUGUUUUUGUAUUUAACUAAUAUAUUAUUUCUUUAAGGUUACUCACUUCCCCUAUUCCCUCCAAAUACUUUGCAUUCUCAAUCGAAAAUGAAAACAAUCUGAGAGACAGGAAAAGUGCAAUAUUAUCAAGAGGGAUGCCAGGGCUGGUUGGCAUAGUCGCGGAGACCCAGUGGCCCCGUGUGGAGCUGCCAGGUGACUUCCUGGGUUCAUCUUUUACCCCUCCUGCCCCUCCCCCUUCCCUGGCAAGAUGGCAGGGGUCCCCGCCAAAGGGCAGCCCCUUCUUCUGUUGAGUCUUGUCCACCCAGAAGAAAGGGGUUCAGGGAAGUGACAUGGGGUGCCUGACUUCCUGGUGCCCCAGCCCUCGGAGCGGAGCAAGGACAUCCAGAAACCGUUCCUUGUUUUCAUUUCCAUUGUUUUUCAGCCGGUUGCUCAGAAAUACCUGUCCUAAAAAUCACUCCCAGCAGCCCCCUCUCACCCCAGUCUCCUGAUGUGUGGGCCAUGAGCUUUUUGAUGUAUGUUUGAGUCUUUCUAAAACUGUGUAACCUCAGUUCAGUUUAUGGGCAGGAACCCUAGAUAGAACCAAAUCCUUUUUGGGGGAUGUGGGUGCCUUGAGCCCUGCGUACCCCAGUGAGACACCGAUUCCCACAAGCCUGCAGCUGGGCCUGGUGCUGAGCCUGGGCCACCCAUUCAUCUCAAUGACCAGCCUGAGGAGGGAGCCCUGUCUUCUGCUCAACCCCCCACAGUCCCCAGAGGGUCUCAGAGAAGUGUCUGAGGGGCCUCCUCAGCUCUCUGCAGACAGAACUUCCCACAGCAGGUACAAGCUGGCCUCCUCCGGACAUGGCGCCAGUAGAGAAAGCGGCAGGUGGGGAGUCCCUGGUCCGAGCCCGUGGAGCUCUGCCCCUCAGGGCUGCAGGACGUGCUCAUGGGCUCGUCCCCUCUUCCAGUACUGUACGCUUGCUGCUCCAACCCCCCGUGCGGUGAGUUUCUGUCCCAGUACGGAUCUAAGUGCCCCCAUGUGUGGGUGUCUCUCCCUGGAGCGAAUACAUCUAUGUGUCCAAUCUUUGAGAAUCUCGAUGCAGAGCUCUCUGGAAAGAACUUUCCACAUCGCUAAAGAAUUAAGAUUCCCUCGCUUUUUUGAGGGCUGUGUGUUGUUGAGAAAGUGUGUGUUCACGCAUGCGUGUGUGUGUGUGCGUGUGCAUGUGCACACGCACCCACGUGUGAGUGUUGGUAAUUUCCCACUUGAACUAAAUAACAUGGGGUUAGAGGAAAAAAAUAUCGGGCAAGCUGUCUCCAUUGAAAAGUCCUUGGCAUUGGGCAGGCCCCAUGGGACUCGCAGCUUCUGGCAGCAAGUAUGUGUGUUUUUCACACGUAAUUCUGGCUGGAGAGUGCAAUGUGUCUUUUUUUUUUUUUUUUUGGUAAUUAUUUUAUUAAGUAUUUAGUUGGAAACUUCACACUGGCAUUAACAGAUCUAGCAGAAGCAGCCUAGGCCACCGUCCCGGGCUCCAAAAUGAAGAUGUCAAAAAGCUGCCACUGGGUGUGGAAGCGCUGAGGUGGUUAAAUUGGGUCACCACCUGCAGGUGUGUUAUCUAGCAGGCUGACUGCGGCCCACUGCCAUGCACGUCAUCACUGGGAAUCCUCAUGGAAUAAAAGAGCUGCUGGCCCUCAGGUUUUGUGUUUCUGAGGGUGGGUCAGGCGGCCAGGGCGAGCACUUGCUCCCGGUGAGCUCUGCAGACCACGUGCAGACACAUCAGCCCCUCUGGUCUGGAUUGCAGGCCCCAACUGAACACUGCAUGGGAGUAGUGUGGGGGGCUCCCUCUUUACUGAGCUUCUUCCUAAAUCAUGAUCCCCAUUUGGGGGCAGCCUCUGUGGUUCUCAAGCUCUAUCAUCAGUGACAGGAUGGGGUCAGUGACCUAAAGCUUCCUCAUUUUAGGAAAAACAGCCCCACUGAUUUAGCUUCCCUCCUGUUUUGUCCCCCGGCCAGAAGUUGGGCACACUGGUGCUUACAGACUGGGUAGAGAGCUCUGCGUUCCAAGGCCUUGAUCUCAGCCUGCCUCUAAGGUUGGGACUACCCCUUUUCCCAGCCCUACCUUUUAAUCUUGAGUUUGCACUUGACCUUGACAAUCAGCCCCCUCUCCCAUCCCAGUCCUAGAACUUAGUGGCCUUAGAGAAUGAAUCCCUGCACUGAAGGUCCCUCCUUUGCUCCCAGUUCCAUCCUGGCUAAUCGGCUGGACCUCAGGAGGCAAGACAGAGGGGGGAAGAAUUGUUGUCGUAAAGCAAAGGGAUGGGUCGAGCAUGUUGGAGGCAAGCGAGAGGCAUGUCGGCGAGAGAAGUGUGUGCAUGUUUCGGGUGGCUGGGGCUUACCGUCCCUUCCCUGGGAAGGCAGCUUCCAGAAGAGGAUGUCCUCUAGGCAGAAAGGGAAAAGUGUGAGAAGCCUGAGAGGGUCUGGAGUCGAGUUAUGUCUUUAUUAGAAAGAAGGAAGAAGUCAAUUCUGAUUGUUUCAGGAAGAGAGCAGGUGGGGAGGGAAUUCAGUGAUUCAACACCAAAGGGUCCAGCCAGAGCAGGUUGGAAAAGCCCCAAGAUUUGGCCAUAGAAGCAGCUAGCCUGAGGAAACAACUACUUGCUGGGCCACAAGCUGGGUCCCCAGCAGGUUCUUACUGGUCACUGAUGGACUUAGUAGAGAAGGAAAGUUGCCAACAACAAGCAGAUCUUAGAGUUUGGAGGCCCUGGCUCCAGAACAUUCAUCCAUCUCCCAGGUUCCCAGCUGGUUUUGCCCACCUCCCUUUAUCCAAUCCAGAGCUAACUUCUCAAAUUGCUUGAAUCAGUUAGAGACCACUCACCAUAAUGGAUCAUGCAGCGAGGACCCACCACCCCCAAACUGGAACCUUGGGGUCUAGAUACCACCAAGCAUAUCCGGGAGGAAGGCAGCUUCAUUUGUCCUGUUGACACCAGUUAUCCUCGAGUCUCUCUCCUCAUACCUGUGGUGGUUCAGUUUGUGGAGCCCGCCUCGCUGGUGUUACUUAGAAGACGAGGUGCAGCGCACACCCGUCUGUGCAUAUGCCCUUUCCUUUCGAGUGUCCUGUGACCAAGGCGCACUGCUCCUAAAAGUGUUUAUUUCAGUGGGGGGUAAACAGAGCCACCAUUCUUGAACCUGCAGCUUAUUCUCUGCAACAGGUUUUCUUUAAAUCCAGGACAGAUUGGGAAAGGGUUUCACUGCCGGUUACCGAGGGGCCUGCAGGAAGGUGACUUGGCAGAGGCCAAUGUGAGUGGCAGGUCCCUGAAGUGUGGGUUUGUGGACUGCAUGCUUGCAUGGGAACUGCUGGAUGUCUCUGGGGUUCCAGAACUUUGGGGAGUUCCUCAUGGUGUCCAUUCAACGCCUCCCAGCUCCUAGUGGGCUCUGUGGGGUCAGCAGGUUGUUCCUUCUUCCCUCCUCAGCAGAGAAACAGACGAAAAGGACAUUGAAUUCAGUGUAGUCAAUUUGAGUGCUAACAAAUUUCCAGGAUCAAUGGUGGUGCUAAACUAUCUUCAUGUUUCUAUUUUUAAUAGUGGGUGGGUUUUUUUUUCAUUGUUUUCAUCACAAAAAUGCAGCGUCCUUGGGGAAGGGACCCACCCCUUGGCCUGCCACUUCCCAGGUAUCCUUCACCAUUUUGACGGGACUCUGUGGUCUGCAGCAGAUACUCUGUCUUGGCAUGCUUCUAGACUGUAAGAUUUGGGUUGUUUUGUUUUGUAUUUUGUUUAUGUUUACAUGCAUCUUGUAUUUCCCUAAAAACUAAAUAAAGUUUUUGGCCUUUUUAACUGAA
Molecule: messenger RNA, 11151 nt
Organism: Equus quagga
Lineage: Eukaryota; Metazoa; Chordata; Mammalia; Perissodactyla; Equidae
Gene: SH3PXD2A
Product: SH3 and PX domains 2A
Exons: 15
Coding region: 141-3527 (1128 amino acids)
Biological process (GO): superoxide anion generation
Molecular function (GO): superoxide-generating NADPH oxidase activator activity; protein binding; phosphatidylinositol binding
Source: RefSeq, a predicted model, not a curated record